GGGCUAUCUUCAUAGAGACCAAAUGUGAAAGAAGUCCAGGAUACCUAACCCAAAAAUAAAAUAAUUCUAUUUUGUAAAUAUUAGUGUAGAUAAAUGAUUUUAAGAUGAGUGCUGCGUUAGUCCGAAAAAGUUUACAAAUUGUAGACCCACAAAGUGGUAGUAAAAUUGGUAAAAGAAAAAGCAAAUCUGAUGUUUUUGCACUAGCUCAUCAGAACCAAAAACUUAUAGGUAAAGCACAAAGGAAGGGAAAAACAGAAAAAGUCAAUCUUCUAUCUACAGAAAAGAAACUGACUGUAACAGAAGCAAGAAAAUAUAAUAAAUCAAAGGAACAGAUCCUGCAAGAUAAUUUAAAGAAACUAGAAUUAAUUAAAAGAGCAAGUAAAGUAGAAUUGGAUCAAAAACUAGUAAAACAGAUUAUUGAUCGAGCUGUGUCUAGAAGGCCAAUAAGGAAAAUUAAACCAAAACAACAAAAGAAAACUGCAUUUACAGAAGAAGAUUUCAAGAAGUUUGAAGAGGAAUAUUUUGAUGAAUAAUGGCUCUCUCAGACAGUGCGUGGGGAUAUAUUCAACUUACAUUAGGUUCAGGAAUGUUGAUCUGCAUGUUUUUUCAGUUAAUUAUAUGGCCAAUACUACCAGUUGAUCACAAUCCUCUGGACGAGUAUAUACCUACGACAGUGAUACUUUCAAUUUGUGGGAUUUUCGGUUUACUUUUUAUUGGUUCUUUAUCAAUAUUUACACUUAUAGUAAUGCACAAGUCUGUAACAAAAUAAAAUAAUAAUUAACUU
Diabrotica balteata is the source of this 784-nucleotide messenger RNA. The record is from the annotation of a GenBank genome assembly. NCBI's taxonomy places the organism in Eukaryota, Metazoa, Arthropoda, Insecta, Coleoptera, Chrysomelidae.